AUGUCCAGCACCACCAGUCGUCCUACAAUUGUCCUCAUCCACGGCGGGUGGCAUACGCUCCCUCUCUACGACAAAUUCACUUCUCUCCUCAAAACCCAGGGCUAUGAAGUUCACGUCCCGCGCCUACUUUCUAUGAACGGCGCCCGUCCCCCCAAUGCCGACCUGUACAGCGACACAGCGCUAAUCCGCACCUACGUCGAGGCGCUCGUCGAAGCAGGCCACAACGUCGUCGUCCUCAUGCACUCGUACGGAGGACAAGUUGGCUCAAACGCGCUCGCAGGGUUAGGUUUUGAAGAGCGACAACAGCGCAACCAAGCUGGGGCCAUCUCGCGGCUAGUCUACAUCACUGCGUUCGCGUUGAGCAAGGGCGAGUCGAUGAUGGACAUGGUGACGAAAAUGGGUGACGAGGCAUUGAUCCCGCUCGCAUUUGACUUUGCCGAUGACGGCACAGUGCUGGAUCGUGAUCCGAAGAAUCUGCUUGUUGGGCCUGGGCCGCCGGGGCUGGAGGAGGCGGAGCUGGAUGCUUACGUUGCACGGCUUGAGCGGUGGAAUGGGACCGCGAUGUACCAGGGCUUGGAGAGUUGUGCGUGGAGGGAGAUCCCAGUGUCCUAUGUCUGUACCAGAAAUGAUAUGACGGUGCCGUUGAAUUAUCAGCAGGCGAUGAUUGAGAAGAUGCGUGGGGAGGGAAGGGUGGUGGAUUCCUUUGAACUGGAGACUGGGCAUUGUCCGCAGAUUACGAUGCCGAGAGAGCUGGCGGAUGUUGUGCUUGGUAUUCUGAGCAAGGAAUAG
Aspergillus puulaauensis is the source of this 789-nucleotide messenger RNA. RefSeq names its product alpha/beta hydrolase. NCBI's taxonomy places the organism in Eukaryota, Fungi, Ascomycota, Eurotiomycetes, Eurotiales, Aspergillaceae. The record is from RefSeq and is a predicted model, not a curated record. The transcript has a single exon. Bases 1 to 789 code for a protein of 262 amino acids.